UUGUGAUUUACAAUACAGGCUGCCGUUACGGAACGUGACGCUAUCUCCCCGCCAAGACCACUGAUCCUGCGCUGCCAUUGGUGCAAAAGUGCUCAAAAACGAAGGAAUAACAAUACACUGAUAAUUCCCGCAGCGCUGUUACCUGGAUCAACCAGCACCGCGCUCUGCCUGCACUGCGCUCCUCCUCGCAUCAACCCGCGCCCGCCUCCUGCGCUUGCACCUGGUAUAAGAGUUCCCGUCACCCACACUUCGCGGCUUCCUCUUCUUCCCUCUUCAUUCAUCCACACCCGUUCCUGUGCCAUUACUCAGACACCUUUGUCAAACCAAAUCCAUCUCUCAUAUCACUCUAUCCUCUAAUUUUCGCCUUUUCCGCGAUUCAAAUCAUUUGAAAUGGCCCCAAAAGCUGCUGAGAAGAAGCCCACCACUGGCGGCAAAGCCCCAGCUGGCAAAGCCCCUGCUGCUGAGAAGAAGGAGGCUGGCAAGAAGACCGCCGCCGCCCCAUCUGGUGACAAGAAGAAGCGUGGCAAGACGAGAAAGGAGACCUACUCUUCCUACAUCUACAAGGUUCUCAAGCAAGUUCACCCCGACACCGGUAUCUCCAACCGUGCCAUGUCCAUCCUGAACUCUUUCGUCAACGACAUCUUCGAGCGUGUUGCCACUGAGGCUUCCAAGCUUGCUGCCUACAACAAGAAGUCCACCAUCUCUUCCCGAGAGAUCCAGACCUCCGUCAGACUCAUCCUUCCUGGUGAAUUGGCCAAGCACGCUGUCUCGGAAGGCACAAAGGCCGUCACCAAGUACUCCUCUCAGAGCAAGUAAAUGUGCUCAUCGGGGCAUGGAUGUGCUUGAUUCUUGGGGUUUUGCGUUUUUUCUCUCUGCAAUGGGGUUGCGGCACAAUGGAACAAUGGUGUUGACUGGGUUUUACAACACUUUUAUGAAUGCGUCAUGGGAACUGGGGAUCAAUGAGAUGAGCUCGGGUCGGGCUUUGAAUUGCUUGCUCAUAUGCAAUUGGGGCAUGCUUUACGGUUUUCAGAGCUUCUUGUUUCAUCAUUGACAUGGUGGGAGGACCAGUGUACAAUACUCACCACGCAAUGGAAAUGAGAUAUGGCAGACCUCCAGCUCGUGCGAGUUGGAGUACGCAGAUGAAGAAACCAAAUUGAAAGCAUCAGAUCAAUCAUUUGCGCUCCAGUUCUAUGUCUACGUCCUACAAGUAAUCAUGGCCUCCAUCGAGGCUCUGCUGGUAGGUUUGCGAUUGUUUUGGAACGCGUCGCGAUGCACGCUAGACACGCCACCGGUCACGUCGACACGACCCGCGACUCGCGGAGGUAAGGUUUCGCGCUACAACCCUCUCGAUGUGAUGGAAUGCAGUGCGUGUACAAAGCACAGGCCUCGGUAUGCUACGGACUCAAUGGUUUGUCGCGAGAGGGCGCCAGGUCAGAAUCGAAUAAUGGUGCACCUGUUGCUCAAGUUGGGAGCGGUUAUAGCAGGCAGGCCAGCAGUAUCGGAACCGACAUCUGGAAGUAGUCUUACGACUUCUCCAUACUACACAGCGAUGGAAUGAAAUCCUCUUGGAUGGAGAAGAAUAGAAUCUCAGCUUCUUUCGGAACCAUUGCGCAUCAUAGUACUUGUCCGUCCGUCCAUCCAUCCGUUUGUUCAUUCAAUCAUUCAAUCAUCCUCAUAAUCCAAACUAGAAGAAUAAGGCAGUCAGACGCCGGUUGCAAUUCACACACAACACUCAAGAGCAUCCCAAGACACACAAAAUUCGCAACGUGAUUGUCCAGUCUGAUAGGACAAAGUCAAGGCAGACCAUUGAAGGCCAAAUCCAGGAAGGAGCUGAGACAGGGUUCGGGUUUCAUUGGAUUUGAAACAGUCGCAAGCGACACCCACCACUCGAGUCACACUGGGUCUAGCUUUGACCUUCAUGCUCGCCCUCGUUUCCCGUCACCGUUA
This is a messenger RNA of Exophiala dermatitidis NIH/UT8656, 1947 nucleotides long. RefSeq names its product histone H2B. Lineage: Eukaryota; Fungi; Ascomycota; Eurotiomycetes; Chaetothyriales; Herpotrichiellaceae. Gene Ontology annotation, biological process: nucleosome assembly. Gene Ontology annotation, cellular component: nucleosome. The transcript has 3 exons. Gene Ontology annotation, molecular function: structural constituent of chromatin; DNA binding; protein heterodimerization activity. The coding region runs from base 391 to 816 and encodes 141 amino acids. The record is from RefSeq and is a predicted model, not a curated record.